Molecule: messenger RNA, 2260 nt
Organism: Betta splendens (Siamese fighting fish)
Lineage: Eukaryota; Metazoa; Chordata; Actinopteri; Anabantiformes; Osphronemidae
Gene: stip1
Product: stress-induced phosphoprotein 1
Exons: 14
Coding region: 149-1777 (542 amino acids)
Molecular function (GO): Hsp90 protein binding
Source: RefSeq, a predicted model, not a curated record
UGGUCUUCACAGCGCACACACGGGUAUAACGUAACUCUGUGGCAGUGGUUACGGAUUUUGUACACCCUAACUGGCAACCUGCAUGUUGUUCAGAGGGAGGCGCUAGUCCGCACGCAGUAGUUUCUGGAAGGAACCUCAUGCUUGCACCAUGGAGAAAGUUUCAGGAUUGAAAGAUCAGGGCAACAAGGCUUUGAGUGCUGGAAAUAUUGACGAAGCUAUUCGUUGCUACACCGAGGCUUUGGCUCUUGACCCUUCUAACCAUGUCCUGUUCAGUAACCGCUCAGCAGCCUAUGCCAAGAAAGGCAGUUAUGAGAAUGCUCUCCAGGAUGCCUGCCAGACCAUCAAGAUCAAGCCUGACUGGGGCAAGGGAUACUCUCGAAAAGCUGCAGCGCUGGAAUUUUUAGGUCGACUGGAAGAUGCUAAAGCAACUUACCAAGAGGGGAUCCGGCAAGAGCCAAACAAUCAACAGCUCAAAGAGGGUUUACAGAACAUUGAAGCUCGACUAGCUGAGAAUUUAAUGAUGAACCCCUUCGCCUUGCCCAACUUGUAUCAGAAGCUGGAAAGUGAUUCUCGGACCCGUGAGCUCUUGGCAGAUCCCAGCUACAGAGAAUUGCUGGAGCAGCUUAGAAAAAAACCAUCAGAGCUUGGCACGAAAUUGCAGGAUCCCAGAGUGAUGACCACACUAUCUGUGCUGCUGGGACUGAACCUCUCUGAGAUGGAGGAAGAAGAGGAGGUCACUCCUUCUCCUCCCCCCAAGCCCAAAGAGACUCAGCCACCACCUCCCAAAGAGGAAGACCUUCCGGAAAACAAGAUAAUGGCCUUGAAGGAAAAAGAACUUGGGAAUGCCGCAUAUAAAAAUAAGGACUUUGAAGCAGCACUGAAACACUAUGAACAAGCAAUAAAACAUGACCCCACCAACAUGACUUACAUUUCCAAUCAAGCAGCUGUGUAUUUUGAAAAAGGAGAAUAUGAAAAGUGCAGAGAGCUGUGCGAGAAGGCAAUUGAAGUUGGGAGAGAGAAUCGUGAAGACUACAGACAAAUUGCAAAAGCCUUGGCUAGGAUUGGCAACUCAUACUUCAAGCAGGAACAAUACAAAGAAGCAAUUCAGUAUUUCAACAAGAGUUUGACGGAGCACCGUACUCCUGACGUCUUGAAGAAGUGCCAGCAGGCUGAAAAGAUACUGAAGGAGCAAGAGAAACUAGCCUACAUUAACCCAGAAUUAGCCCUGGAAGAGAAGACCAAGGGCAACGAUGCCUUCCAGAAAGGAGACUACCCCUUAGCCAUGAAACAUUACACAGAGGCCAUUAAGAGAAAUCCCGGCGAUGCCAAACUCUUCAGUAACAGAGCUGCCUGCUACACAAAACUGCUGGAGUUCCAACUUGCCCUGAAGGACUGUGAAGAGUGCAUCAAACUUGAGCCUACAUUUAUUAAGGGCUACACACGCAAAGGAGCUGCAUUGGAGGCCAUGAAAGAUUAUUCAAAAGCUAUGGAUGCGUAUCAGAAGGCUCUGGAGCUGGACUCUUCCUCAAAGGAAGCCACAGAAGGCUUGCAGCGCUGUAUGGUCAGUCAGGCCAUGAGGAACGACAGCCCUGAAGAAGUAAAGAAAAGGGCCAUGGCUGAUCCUGAGGUGCAGCAGAUCAUGUCUGACCCAGCCAUGCGCAUGAUCCUUGAGCAAAUGCAAAAGGAUCCUCAGGCACUUAGCGACCACUUAAAGAAUCCAGUUAUUGCUCAGAAGAUACAGAAACUCAUUGAUGUCGGACUCAUAGCCAUUCGUUGAUGAGACAAGACAGAUGUGUAAAGAACAUCCCAAGACCACAGUGGAACAACAUGAAAAUUUCACCAAAAUAUUACAUCUUCUCUUCUUGCCUUUAGAGUAUGUUUGUCCUAAGUCUCACUCAGAUAUUGUUUUUUUUCUUUGUUAUUUUCACAACUUUUUACAUUGUAUCUAAGAACGUAACUUGUCUGGAGAAGUUAAGUGCUCCAUAAAUCUUUUUCUGCAAAAAAAGAGCAACAAAAACAUGUGUACAAAUAAUUAAAAACAUCCAAAAAUGCCAUGCAGCAGAAUUAAGUGUUUUAAAGGAUGAGUCCACCUUGGAGCAAGUCACAUAUUCUUUACAUUAUAGUUUUAAAAGGAAAGGAAACCAGUACACAUCACUUAAAAUGAAAAUUGCAAAUCACGUCACAAAUUGUAAUUGUCAACAUUGAUCACGGUUCAUAAUGCAUCUUUAAGGCUUGACUAAAAACACUGCUUUAAAGUUGA